AUGGACUUUUUAACAGCUGAAAUAUCAAAAAAACGGAAAGAAAAUGAAUUAGUAGCAAGCAAAAGCAGUCAAAAAUACUUUAAACGAGGUGAUCUUGAAAAAGAACGAGAAAAAGCAUAUUAUGAGGAAAAAAAAAAGAUUGAUGAUGAAAAAGAGGAAAGAUUAAGAAAAAAACGAGAACUUUUAGAAGAAGAAGAAAAUAAAAGAAAUUUAUUCAAAGAAAGAUAUCAAAAAUUAAGAUUUAGGAAUCAAAAUGGAAAUUUUCUUGAAGAAAUAUCUGAAGAAGAACUUAUAAAAAAAUUACGAGAUAAAAAUCAGCCAAUUUGUUUAUUUGGGGAAUCAUUUGAUGAUAGAAAAAAAAGGCUUUCAACUCUUGAAUUAAUAGAAGAACAGCGAAAAAAGCAGGAAAAUAAAUCACCAGAAAACUUACAAUUUGAAGAAAAAAAUGUUCAACAAUCAAAAAACGAAAUAGAAGAACUUAAAAAAGAAUAUAUAUCUAAUCCUAAUGCAUUGGAUAUUAAUUUAAAUGAAUUUAAAACCAAUCCAGAUAAUGUAUACAUAAAAAUAUUAGUUUAUUUUGAGACACUAAUUGAAUUAUGGAAAAAAACUUUGGACGAACGCCCAGAUGACAUUAAAGAGUCUAAGCAAGGGAAGUCAAUAUUAGAAAAUCAACAAAAAUCACAAAAAGAUCUUCAAGUGUUUUUCAAUUUGUUAAGAAAAAAAACCAUGAAGAAUGACAUAUUAGAAGGUGUAUCAAAAAUUACAUAUUAUUGCCAAAGACGUCAAUAUGUAAAAGCAAAUGAUGCAUAUCUUCAGCUUAGUAUAGGAAAUGCAGCCUGGCCAAUUGGUGUAACAAUGGUGGGAAUUCACGAACGAAGUGCACGUGAAAAACUCCAUAAAGGACAAACAGGCCAUGUUUUAAAUGACGAAGCUACAAGAAAAUGGCUACAGGCAAUUAAAAGGCUUCUUACGUUUAUACAAUCUGUAAAGCCGCCAGAUGACCGUAAUCAACUGAUGGGAUAG
Pneumocystis jirovecii RU7 is the source of this 1023-nucleotide messenger RNA. RefSeq names its product mRNA splicing protein PRP18. Gene Ontology annotation, biological process: RNA splicing; generation of catalytic spliceosome for second transesterification step. The record is from RefSeq and is a predicted model, not a curated record. Gene Ontology annotation, cellular component: U5 snRNP; U2-type post-spliceosomal complex; U4/U6 x U5 tri-snRNP complex. The coding region runs from base 1 to 1023 and encodes 340 amino acids. Lineage: Eukaryota; Fungi; Ascomycota; Pneumocystomycetes; Pneumocystales; Pneumocystaceae. The transcript has 7 exons.